Phyllostomus hastatus (greater spear-nosed bat) is the source of this 462-nucleotide messenger RNA. Its product is annotated as cytochrome b-c1 complex subunit 10. Gene Ontology annotation, biological process: mitochondrial electron transport, ubiquinol to cytochrome c. The record is from RefSeq and is a predicted model, not a curated record. Bases 107 to 277 code for a protein of 56 amino acids. The transcript is spliced from 3 exons. Lineage: Eukaryota; Metazoa; Chordata; Mammalia; Chiroptera; Phyllostomidae. Gene Ontology annotation, cellular component: mitochondrial inner membrane.
UUCCCGUGGUCUGUGGACCUGGGGCGGGGCCUCUUUGCGCGCCUACGUAGUAGUACGUCCCAGCCGGGCGGAACCGGGGUCACCCUGAGCUGCGGACUGCGUCGCGAUGCUGAGCAAGUUUCUGGGCCCACGCUACCUUCAACUGGCCAAGAACUGGAUUCCCACAGCGGGCAUGUGGGGCGCCGUGGGCACCGUGGGGCUAGUGUGGGCCACCGACUGGCGGCUGAUUCUGGACUGGGUGCCCUACAUCAAUGGCAAGUUUAAGAAGGAUGACUAGUUAAACCGACCCUCCUCACUGGUGACCAGAGGUGCCAACAGCUCCCAUCUCAGCACCUGCUACGUCUGGAACAGCCCCAGCCUUCUGCAUGGAUCACAAGGAGAUUCACAGCACUACUUGGGACUUUCUGUGUUUUUGAAAAUAACUUUGAUGUGUGACUAUAUUAAACCUUGCUCUGAAACCUG